Phacochoerus africanus (Common warthog) is the source of this 2019-nucleotide messenger RNA. RefSeq names its product nucleosome assembly protein 1 like 5 (gene NAP1L5). Bases 124 to 714 code for a protein of 196 amino acids. Gene Ontology annotation, cellular component: chromatin; nucleus. NCBI's taxonomy places the organism in Eukaryota, Metazoa, Chordata, Mammalia, Artiodactyla, Suidae. The record is from RefSeq and is a predicted model, not a curated record. Gene Ontology annotation, biological process: nucleosome assembly. The transcript has a single exon. Gene Ontology annotation, molecular function: chromatin binding; histone binding.
CACCGCCGCCACCGCCGACGUCAGCGCCGCUUGCCACUUGCCGCUUGCCGCAGCAUCACUGCGCUGCAGCUCGGGUGCCGGUCUCUGCAGGAGCCACCCAGACCCCUGCGCGGUUGCUCUGACAUGGCCGAUUCCGAGAACCAGGGCCCCGCGGAGCCCGGCCAGGCGGCCGCGGCGGCGGCGGCGGCAGCGGAGGCGGCCGCGGUGGUGGAGGAGGUAAUGGCGGAAGGCGGUGCGCAGGGGGGGGACUCGGACAGCGCGUCCGGAGACUCGGACGGUGCGGUCGGCCAGACGGCCGAGGAGCCGCAGACCCCUGCGGAGAAUGCACCCAAGCCUAGAAAUGACUUUAUCGAGAGCCUGCCUAACUCGGUGAAAUGCCGGGUCCUGGCCCUGAAGAAGCUGCAGAAGCGGUGCGAUAAGAUCGAAGCCAAAUUCGAUAAGGAAUUUCAGGCGCUGGAGAAAAAGUACAACGACAUCUAUAAGCCCUUACUCGCCAAGAUCCAAGAGCUCACCGGUGAGAUGGAGGGGUGUGCAUGGACUUUAGAGGGGGAUGAGGAGGAAGACGAUGAGGAGGAGUACGAGGAGGAGGAGGAGGGAGAGGAGGAGGAGGAGGAGGAGGAAGAGCCUGCGGCAGAGGCUGCGGCGGGGGCGGCGGCGGCGGCUGCCAAACACGAGGGUCCCCACUCUGCAGCGUCUGAUGACGCCAAGAAAUAAGCGGGGGCCGAGAUGGCAGAGGAGAAUGACGAUGCAGAUCAAAACCCAGAUUUUUUUUUUUUUUUAAAUAUUGGUGGACUUGAAAAGGCUCAGGUUUUGCACCAAAGUUCAAUGUGAAUCAAUUCUGACAUUCCUGAAACAAUACUAAAUUGAUGCAAUCCGAUUCUGGCCAGCCCGUUUCAAAUGUGAUUUCCAAUUGGAACACAAAAACAUCGAAAAGUCUUGAAAACGAGUUAAAUUUAAAAUGAUGUUUUCAUGAUCUCUUCUGCGAGGACUGGAGUUGAGACUUACGAAGGGUGUCAAGCAGAUAUGAAGUAAAGACGUCACUUUGAAACCCUUUCAUCACACCAUCAUCGCCCCACGCACUGAACCCACACACAAGCCGAGACGGAACGUGUUUUCAAAGCCCAAUUCUUCCAUUUCUUUAGCCCUGCAGUUUUCCAGCGCAGAAGAAGAAGAAUCCAAGAAAAAAAAAAAUCUCAUCUUUUAAGACUUUGCUUUUAUAACCUAAACCUCAGCUUCACACUUUCGAGAAGCGUGAUGGAAUGCAGGAAGCCGGUGCCAGAGAUCAUGACAGUACUGUUAAUGAGGCCCAGAAAACUGCCACUUCAAAUUCUAAAGACUGUGCUGAGUAUCUGAAUGUAGUGAAACAACGUGGUUCUGAGAAGGAGGGUGUAGAACCUGUACAAUAUUGUCAACAUACGUGUGCAUUAUUUAGAGUCUCGUGUUUAUGUGUGUUUUCUUGAGAGUGUCUACUUACAAAGGUGUGACCCCCCCCCAGAUGUUUAAGUAUUAAAUCCCUUUAUUUAGCAUUGUAGAAAUCUUAAUUUCAUUGAAACUACGUAGAAUCUAGUAAAUUCUGUAAGGCAUGUGUAUCCAAUGUUAUGUAGUUUGAUCCUUGUGAAGUCUUUUUUGUCUUGUAGCUUUUAGGAGGUAGCUGUGAAAAUGAUCAGAACUCUUCACUGAAGCUAAUGUUCAGAAAAAAAUAUAUACUUGAAGAACCAAUCCAACUGUGUGUCCCCACCCCCAGCUCAGAAGUAGAAAGGGUUUCAGUUUGCUUGUGUUAGCUGUGCCUUCAUUAUUUUGCUAUGUACAUGUGAUAUAGUAAAUAUAAAAUGGUGCAUAAUCAAAUUUUACUGCUUGAGAACAGACUGGCAGACAGUAAAGGAGUUUUAGGAGGACACAUGUAAUGGAAAGGCUCUUAGCUUCCUUGUGGGUUUUGAAUUGUGUGAUCUGUAAAGAGACAUGCGAAUAAAGUUGUUUACCACUGUGGUGUUAAUAAAACAGUAUUUUCAAAAAACAAAA